Messenger RNA from Panthera uncia (snow leopard), 2464 nucleotides. Its product is annotated as alpha-amylase 2B. The record is from RefSeq and is a predicted model, not a curated record. Gene Ontology annotation, molecular function: alpha-amylase activity; cation binding. The coding region runs from base 164 to 1699 and encodes 511 amino acids. NCBI's taxonomy places the organism in Eukaryota, Metazoa, Chordata, Mammalia, Carnivora, Felidae. The transcript is spliced from 11 exons. Gene Ontology annotation, biological process: carbohydrate metabolic process.
CUAUUUUAGGUUUGUUGACAACUCAAGUUUCAGUUUCCAGCAGCACAAAAUGUACUGUUUCUGUUUGAAGUGUGUCUGAGUCUUGGCUGAAAACGUUUCUCUCAUUUAAAGAAUCUGGAAGAUAAAUAGUUGCUGCAAAGAACACUGACAACUUCAAAGCAAAAUGAAGUUCUUUCUAUUGCUUUCAGUCAUUGGGUUCUGCUGGGCUCAGUAUGCCCCAAAUACCAAACCUGGACGGACAUCUAUUGUCCAUCUGUUUGAGUGGCGCUGGGCUGACAUUGCUCUUGAAUGUGAGCGAUACUUAGCUCCCAGAGGAUUUGGAGGGGUUCAGAUCUCUCCACCCAAUGAAAAUGUUGUGAUUAAUAGCCCUUUAAGACCUUGGUGGGAAAGAUACCAACCAGUUAGCUACAAGUUAUGCACAAGAUCAGGAAAUGAAAAUGAAUUCAAAGACAUGGUGACUAGAUGUAACAACGUUGGUGUCCAUAUUUAUGUGGAUGCUGUAAUUAAUCAUAUGAGUGGGAAUGGUGUGGGUGCAGGAACAAGCAGUACUUGUGGAAGUUACUUCAACCCUGGAAAUAGAGAUUUUCCAGCAGUCCCAUUCUCUCAUUGGGAUUUUAAUGAUGGUAAAUGUAGAACUGGAAGUGGAGACAUUGAGAACUAUAAUGAUCCUUAUCAGGUCAGAGAUUGUCGUCUGGUGGGUCUUCUUGAUCUUGCACUGGAGAAAGAUUAUGUGCGUUCUAAGAUUGCUGAAUAUCUGAACCGCCUCAUUGACAUUGGUGUAGCAGGGUUCAGAAUUGAUGCUUCUAAGCACAUGUGGCCUGGAGACAUGAAGGCAAUUUUGGAUAAACUGCAUAAUCUAAGUACAAACUGGUUCCCCGAAGGAAGUAAACCCUUCAUUUACCAGGAGGUAAUUGAUCUGGGUGGUGAGCCAAUGAAAAGCAGUGAGUACUUUGGAAAUGGCUGUGUGACAGAAUUCAAGUAUGGUGCAAAAUUAGGCACAGUUCUGCGCAAGUGGGAUGGAGAGAAGAUGGCUUACUUAAAGAACUGGGGAGAAGGAUGGGGUUUCAUGCGUUCUGACAGAGCACUUGUCUUCGUGGACAAUCAUGACAAUCAGCGAGGACAUGGAGCUGGAGGAGCAUCUAUUCUAACAUUCUGGGACUCCAGACUGUACAAAAUGGCAGUUGGAUUUAUGCUUGCUCAUCCGUAUGGAUUUACACGAGUAAUGUCAAGCUUCCGUUGGCCAAGACAUUUUGAAAAUGGAAAAGAUGUUAAUGAUUGGAUUGGGCCACCGAAUAAUAAUGGAGUAAUUAAAGAAGUUACUAUUAAUCCAGACACCACUUGUGGCAAUGAUUGGGUCUGUGAACAUCGGUGGCGUCAAAUAAGGAACAUGGUUAUGUUCCGUAAUGUAGUUGAUGGCCAACCUUUUACAAACUGGUGGGAUAAUGGUAGCAAUCAAGUAGCUUUUGGAAGAGGAAACAGAGGAUUUAUUGUUUUUAACAAUGAUGACUGGCCAUUAUCUUUAACUUUGCAAACUGGUCUUCCUGCUGGCACAUAUUGUGAUGUUAUUUCUGGAGAUAAAAUUGAUGACAAUUGUACAGGAAUUAAAAUUUAUGUUUCUGGGGAUGGCAAUGCUCAUUUUUCUGUUAGUAACUCUGCUGAAGAUCCAUUUAUUGCAAUUCAUGCUGAAUCUAAAUUAUAAAAUUUGAAGCAAAUACACAUAAUCAGAGAAAAAACCAAGUGUAUUUCUUUGUGUAUGUGUGUGUGUGUGCGCGUUUGUAUUCUUAUAAUUCAUUAAUUUUUGGUAAAAGCUAUAAGUAACCAACUUGAAAAACUCAGAAAAGCAUACAAAUCGUAUAUAAUUAUAAGGUAGCCACAAUCAACAUCAUGUUAUAUUUUAGAAGACUUAUGAUGACUUAUUUGUCAAAAGAAUUUCUAAGAAUUCAGAGAGGCAUCUGGAUAAAUAUGUUUGUUGCCAUUAACACCAUUUGCCCAGUAUGUAUUUCUGUAUUUCUUCCAUCAAGUAUUUCUAAGAAUUAGUUAGGGAUAGUUGAUUUAAUGAUGAUUCCCAUACAGAAUUAGAACACUUGAAUGGUUUUAACAGUAUGAAAGCCCUUUUACAGUUAAUAAGUUAAAAACUUAAAUUAUGCAAGGUAUCAUUCUUAAUUAUAUGGAGCUCCCAGGAAUAUUCUUUCUGUAUUUUUUUCUCUUUUUCUUUGUAAUGUCUUUAACUUGAUGUUUUUGUGUGUGUGUUUUCUUUCAUCUCCUAACCCCCAGUAUGAGUUUAUUUAUUUAUUUAGGACUUUCAUUACACCAUAUGCUCUGGAUGUUUUUCCUGAUCCUCUAGCUAUUCAUUUUCCUUCACCUUGACUUUAAAUGUGUAAUUUGGUAAGGAUCUCAUCUGGGUCUUAUAACUCUCAGUUGUUUUCCUUAUGCUUGAGUGAUAAAAUAAAACCAUAAUUGUGAA